Letharia columbiana is the source of this 4017-nucleotide messenger RNA. RefSeq lists its product as uncharacterized. Gene Ontology annotation, biological process: intracellular signal transduction; protein phosphorylation. The transcript is spliced from 4 exons. Bases 1 to 4017 code for a protein of 1338 amino acids. Gene Ontology annotation, cellular component: cytoplasm. The record is from RefSeq and is a predicted model, not a curated record. NCBI's taxonomy places the organism in Eukaryota, Fungi, Ascomycota, Lecanoromycetes, Lecanorales, Parmeliaceae. Gene Ontology annotation, molecular function: protein serine/threonine kinase activity; ATP binding.
AUGGAUCAACAUCAUGCUCAAGGGAAAGCUCAAAGACGACGCCACCCGCUCAGCGAUGCCACUAAUUGGGUCAAUAAUCAAUCCCCCACGCCAGUCCCCAGCUCAGACCACUACACCUCUUCUCCAGCCAGCAUACCCCACCACGGAUCUCUUGCACCCGGUGGCAACCUUCAGAUUCUGAACGAUCCCAUUCCUCCUGUGGUGAAAGCAGAAGACAGGCGCAUCUCGGCUAUCUCCAGCGAAGAUGCUCGGAACUCCAAUCGCGACUCUCAGAUCUCCAAUGUUUCGACUAAUGCGUCUGGUAAAUCGCGACGCAAGACCCAUAUAGGGCCAUGGCAACUGGGCAAGACGGUUGGGAAGGGGGCUUCGGGGCGAGUAAGGAAAGCGAGACAUGCUGUUACGGGAAGAUAUGCUGCGAUCAAGAUCGUCAGCAGAAAAUCGGCGGAGAUGCUACGCAGCACUAGCUUGGCCGUCAUGGAUACGAUGUUUCGGAAUGACGACAAGGGUGCCAUUCCAACAGGUAUUGAGAGGGAGGUGGUCAUCAUGAAGCUAAUUGAGCAUCCGAACGUCAUUAGUCUAUACGAUGUCUGGGAGAACAGGGGUGAACUGUACCUUGUCCUGGAGUUCGUCGAAGGCGGCGAGCUCUUCGACCAUAUUAUCAAAAACGGCCGUCUUCCGGAACCUGAAGCUGUUCGCAUAUUUCGUCAAAUGAUCUCCGGUCUCUCCUACUGCCACCGCUUCAACAUCUGCCAUCGAGACCUCAAGCCAGAAAACAUCCUGAUGGAUCGGGAUCGCAAUAUCAAGAUCGUGGACUUUGGUAUGGCUGCACUUCAGCCCGCCAACAAGUGGCUCAAUACCUCCUGCGGAAGUCCACACUAUGCAUCUCCGGAAGUCAUUCGCGCGGAAAACUACCGUGGAGACAAGGCAGAUAUCUGGUCCUGCGGUGUCAUCCUCUUCGCCAUGCUGACUGGGACGCUGCCGUUCGACAGUACUGGCGAUUGGCGCAAUGUCAUUGACGCAGUACUGGCCGGCGAAUACAUCAUUCCCCAAGGGGUUUCACAGCAAGCCGCAGAUCUGAUACUCAGAAUAUUGCAGCCGGACCCAAGACAACGAAUUCCGAUAAAGCACAUGUGGCAACACCCACUCCUCAAAAAGUACGAGAACCUUGAUAGUACGGAUCACAAUGGCAGACCUUACACUGGUCCUGCGCCACCAUUGACAAUACAGGAUUGUGGAACGCCUAUCAAGCGUCGAGACGACAUUGACGAUGUCCUACUGGGAAAUCUGGGCAACCUGUGGCAUGGUGUCAGUGUGGAGGAGCUUGCGGAGAAACUCUUGAGUGACGUGCCAAAUCAUGAAAAGGUCCUCUAUACCAAACUUCUCAGAUUUCGAGACGAGCAGCUCGAAGACUACCAAGGUCCUCCAAUCGAGUACUCAACCAGCGACUACCACCACAACCCACCACAACAGCGAGCGGCAAGGCGGUCUUCGACAAGACCUUCUCUUCAGACAUCACGUAGUCAACGGCGGCAAUCUCAGUACUCUAUCCUCGAGCAAAGCGCGGCGCCACCUAGGAAGAGCCACAGCCAGAGUGUCCAUCGACAGGCCAGCGUUGCAGAAACCGAGGAGAGCUAUGAUCCCUACCGGCCUUCCCGGGCCCAAAUUGCGAAAGACCAAGCAGAUCAAGCACGAAUAACCCUACUUCGCGUCACGUCUCACGAUACUUCCAGGAAGCCAUCGACCCAUCUGGGGAGUACGACGUCUGCACGGAAUCCCGCAAUUGCCAGAGCCCGAGGCGCAGAAGAUGUAUACAGUAUCGCAAGCUCACCUCCUCCAUCAAUGACCAUGCACAGCGCAGGUCCUUCACAGCUCCAGAGGAUGAUGACCAACCGGCAAAUCUCACAAGGCAACUCCAGGAUGACGAUGUCCUCCCGACGUUCUAUGAGAAGCAAUUCAUCCGUCGUUAUCGCGCGAAAGUCGACGAGCUAUAAACGCAACGUCAGCUUCGUACACAAUCGUAAACGUUCCUUCAGCGGCCGUCAUCCGCGCCUGCGAAGUCAGGAGCAUCAUACCUCGCCAUUCACGCUACAAGAGAGAUUCUUUAGAGAUCAGUCUCAGUCGCAUGCCAAAACCAAAGAAAUCUCGCUUUCGCCCUCAACAUCCAUGAAGGAAAACCUUCGGUCAGAAGACCUGCCUGUCGUUCGCUCACGGAAGAGCCCAGUCAAAGAACACGCUGCAAAGAAGCCAAGAGUAGCAAGUCACUACUGGAGGGAUGACGCCAGAAAGGUCAGCGUCGAGAUGGAGAAGCUAUGCGAUGAUGCUUUCAAUCGUUCGCCAAUCGCCUCCAGCAUACCAACUCCAAGAACCGAAGCCACAGGUAAUCGAUCUUCUCAGAAUACCUACUCCUCACCAGCGACUUCCUUCUCUGUGCAUGAGGAUCCAGUGCCGGUGUCUGUGACUCGUCACAGCAAAGCGAGGCAAAUCGAGGUGGACUAUCGACAACGUCCAUUGCCUUUGCCACCAGCUACCGAGAGACGAAUGGAUUCUGAGCAUCUAGGAUCUUACACUCAGCGAGAGCUUGCGAAGACCAGAGAUCUCCUCAAACAGCGAGCCGCUGAAGCAACUAUGUCUCCAGGCUAUCUCGACGAAGUCAUCGCACACUUGGACCGACUGAUGCAGCCCAGUACGAUAAGACUGCAUGAGGAGGAGCGACGAGCAGUCUCAACGCCUGAUCCUAGUAUUGGCAUCCCACGCAAGGACACAUUUGAGCAAAUCAUGGAGAAGAAUAACAUUGGCUUCCGCUCUGCAUCAGAACCGUCCAAGAGACAGAACACUAAUCAUACACAGUCAACUAUUAGAGUUGUAGAGUCUUCUGACGGUCUCAAGCCAAUAUCGCCUGUUAAGCCCCUUACCAUACGUAAGAAGAGCGAAUCAUCUACACCAUCCGCAGGAUCACCGCGACAGAUCAUACCAACAGAGCGCUUGUUCACCACCGAAGAGUUGUAUAGCCAGCAGGUCGAAGAACGCCGCUCCGCUGGCCUAGCACUUCUCGAAAACCCUAGCCUUGAGCCCAUAGACGAAGGCGAGGAUAAAGAGAAUUUCGAUCCUGCUACUCGAAGAACAGACUUUCCCGAACCCAGGAAGCGCAACUGGUUCCGCCGCCAUCAGCCCGUCCAGCGGAGCCGAGACAAUGACAUGGGUCCUCCACUCCCAGUCAAGGGCCAGCAGCAGCCGCUGUCAUAUCUCCAGCCCUUAGGUCAGAAAGCCCGGAACCGUGCUUCCGACGUCCCGAGCGAGGAGUCCCAAACCAGUGAACACAAGAAAGGAUCAGGCAAAGCUCGUUUCUUCAAGAUCUUCUCCGGCAGACACGACUCCAAGGAGCCCGAUAAAUCAGCUGGCGGUGACUAUGACCUCGGCGAUGCCGACAGCCUAGUCACCGAAGACUCCACCUUCACUUACAUUCCGCAACAUGCAUAUAUGAGCGGUGCGCUGCAGAACGCGAGCCACAACAGCGUCCUCAAGCCGAACAAGCAUGGCAAAAACAACAACGCAGAGGAUACCAUGAUGCCGCCGCCACCUCAAAUUGCGAGAGUCAUUGUACCACAACCACAAAAUUGGCUAGCUCGCUUCUUGCGUAUCAAGCCUGCCGUCAACGUGAUGUGUUUCCAGGUUUCAAAAGUCCGCGCUCGCAAGGAAGUCGCUGGCGUCUUCCGAGAAUGGCGAAAAUAUGGCAUGCGUGAUAUCGUUGUUGACAAAGCUGCAGGGAGGAUCUGGGCCAGGGUGGAUGUCAAGAACUCUCUCCACAUACCCUCUCUCUCCAUAGCCGCCGAAUUCCACACCCUCCUCCACCGCGGCCGCCGCGCCAACAUCGCCAUUGCACGCUUCACGCAAGAGAAAGGCGCCAAAUCAUCUUUCGAGCGUGUUUUUGAAGCGUUGGAGCAAAUUUUGAAGGCCAGAGGGCUGGUGGUAGAGGAUAAGAAGAUGGUCAAACAGAUGAGGAUCGGUGCGGGGAUGUAG